GCGGCCUGAAGCGUGGCUUACACAAACGGGGCCACUGCUUGUUCGACCUUCGCAGUUUUGGCUGCGCGCCAUGUGUUCGACCAAAUGCCGCCUCCCGCUCAGGCGGCUCCACGACCGCCAUUUCUCCACCGCCCCGCCACAUAACCACCGGAAGAGCAGCCCGCAAGUCACCAUCCGGUGGCCGGAGCGAUCCAGGCCCUCUCAUGACGCCGGAGACACGGCGAGGGCCCAUGAGGCCACCGUCAGGAGGCUCGCGGCGGCAGGCGACGUGGACGGCGUCCAGUACGCGCUGCAGGAGAUGCGGCUGCGCGGGGUGUCGUGCCCCGAGGGGGCCCUCGUCGCCGCCAUCUGCGCCUUCGCCCGCGCCGGCGCGGCCGACCGCGCGCUCAAGACGUUCUACCGCGCGCACGACCUGGGAUGCGCGGCGCCCACCGUGCGGGUGUACAACCACCUGCUCGACGCGCUGCUCCGGGAGAACCUGGUCGGCGCGGUGGUGCCGGUGUACGACAACAUGAGGAAGGCCGGCGUCGAGCCCAACGUGUACACCUACAACCUGCUCAUGAAGGCGCUGUGCCAGAACGACCGGGUCGACGCCGCGCGCAAGAUGCUCGACGAAAUGGCCAGGAAGGGCUGCCAGCCAGAUGAGGUGAGCCAAACGACGAUCGUUUCUGCGCUGUGCAAGCUGGGCAGGGUGGACGAGGCCAGGAGGGUCAUGGCAGAGACGGUGCCUGUGUGCUCAUCGUACAAUGCCGUCGUUCACGCGCUCUGCAGGCAGUUCAGGAUGCUGGAGGUGCUCUCGGUUAUCGACGAGAUGAUUCACCGGGGACUGCACCCAGAACCUGCCACGUACACAAGCAUAGUCGAUGCGCUCUGCAAGGCCGGGGAGCUGAGGAUGGCUUGCGCCGUUUUGGCUAGGAUGGUAACCGAAGGUUGUGCUCCAAAUGUUCAAACAUUCACUGUGUUGGUCAAAGGGUUCUUUGAUGCUGGAAAGGCACACGACGCAAUUGGCAUGUGGAAUUGGAUGGUGGCUGAAGGAUGUGCACCGUCGACAAUCUCUUACAAUGUUCUCAUCCGUGGCCUUUGCCACACUGGUGAUCUAAAGAGGGCAUCAUCUGUUUUCAGUGGCAUGGAGCAAAACGGUUGUUUUCCUGAUGUAAGGACCUAUUCUACUCUCAUUGACGGAUUCUCCAAAGCUGGGGACCUAGAUGGUGCCAUGACAAUAUGGAAUGACAUGGCAAAUGCUGGUUUCAAGCCAAACGUUGUUGUUUAUACAAAUAUGGUGGAUGUGCUUUGCAAGAAGGUGAUGUUUGAUCAGGCAGAGAAUCUCAUUGAUAAGAUGUCGAUGGAAAAUUGUCCUCCUAACACAUUGACAUUCAACACGUUGAUCAGAAGCCUGUGUGACUCCGGAAGAGUGGGAAGAGCCUUGAGUGUGUUCCAUGGUAUGAGAAGAUAUGGAUGCUCUCCAAACGACAGGACUUACAAUGAGUUGCUUCAUGGUCUUUUCAGGGAAGGAAACUGUGAAGACGCUCUUCGAAUGCUGAUCGAGAUGCUAAACCAUGGGCUUGAGUUGACUCUAGUAUCUUACAACACUACUAUUAGUGGUCUGUGCCAGAUGGGAAGGAACAAAGAAGCUAUGAUUCUUCUCGGGAGGAUGAUAGUCCAACAAAUUCAACCAGAUGCAUUCACUUUCAAUGCGAUAAUUCAUGCUUACUGCAAGGAAGGGAAUGUAAAGGUUGCUGCUUGGAUGUUAGGUCGAAUGGAUGCAGUUAAUUGUCCACGCAACAUAGUUGCAUACACAAGUCUGAUGUCAGGGCUGUGCAGUCAGCACAGGUUGGAUGAUGCCAUGGUCUAUCUCUUGAAGAUGUUAUAUGAAGGUAUAUGUCCAAAUGAAGCAACAUGGAAUGUGUUGGUCCGUGGGAUAUUUACACACAUCGGCACCAUCGGACCAAUGCACUUGAUUGAGCAUAUUUAUGAAGAUUUAUAAGUGUAGCCCUAGAGAACUUCGACAAACCUUGGGCACCAUCAGACCAACGUACUUGAUUGAGCAUAUCAUCGAAGAUUUAUAAGCAUCUACUCGGACAGUCCAGUGGUGCUAUCAUUGGACAAGCAGCAAGUUCUCUUUGAUAGUUGACGAGGCUGCACAUGAAGAACAAUGAAUUAGAAUUACUCAAAAGAAGCAAGAGAGGACAUUUAUGGGCAAAGCUAGGACGAAGACCAUAGAAGUCAGCUCUACAACAUAUGGACCAUAAGUCUGCAGGAAGAAAUCUGAACCCUGAAAAGUGUCUACAUGCAUUACCAUAGCCUUGGAUAAAGUAUGCGCAGCUGGUCACUCUCAAGAACUCUUCAAUUUCAGUACUUAAGGGUGCACCACCGGAGAUUAGUAGGCGAAGACGGCCACCGAGCCUUGCCUUGACCUAGAGCAAGGAAAUGCAACAAAAAAAGUAAGAUACAGACACUGUGAGUACAACUGCUACUGAUCUUUUAUUUAUUUUUCUGAAAGUAAUUUGUGUCUAGUAGUUCUUAGUUAUGAACACAAUACCUUGCGAAAAGCCAGCAUGUCAGCGAAAGGUGAAGCAGUUUUUUGUGUGUAGCCUGCUUUCAUGCUUGCUAGUUUGCUGGAUUGCAAAAGCUAUGGUGAGAUGACAUAAUUUAUUUCCUGCAAUAAAUAUUCAUGAUGCUAGCUAACUUACCGGUUAUACAAAGCAUUAAAAAUCACCCUCCUGAGAGGUCUGAGAUCUGCCAAGGCCUUUAAAAUACCUAAAGUCAAUCAUAAAAAGGUUAUCUGAGUUAGCUGGUACAAAGGCUGAUUUAAUAUCAAUCAUUUUUCUUUUACCACCUUCAUAAAUCUUUUCAUACACUCUGGGCACCCCAACUAGUAGAGUUGGUUUUAACUCCAUGAGAUCAUCUCUCAAGGCAUUCAAAUCCUGAUGAAAAAGAACAGUGCAGUCAUAUUUAAAAAAUAAUGAUGACCAGUAAGAUUGAAAGUAGUAAGGCUAAUAUGUGGAUUUGCUCACUCCAUGGUAAUAGCCAACUGAGGCUCCUUUGUGGAAGAAAUACUCUUCGAUCAUGCGGUCGAGAAUGUGAGCAAGUGGGAGAAAAGAAAGAAACACAUCCUCCGUUGACAUCUGCAUACCCAAAACAACCCAAUUUGCUUACAUUGUGAUAAAAGAUAACCAUCAAUUGAAUUGGAAUUAAGCUUAUUCUAGAAAAGGAGUAACCUUAUCCUCAAACUGGUCCAUGAAGAGGUCCACCCCUUUUACAUACAUCCCAUGGCUCUCAUGGCUCAGCAUAACACCUUUGGGUUGCCCACUUGUUCCACUUGUGUACAUGAUGGUGCAUGUAUCAUUUGGUUGCGGAGGACGAGGUUUAACUGGUUUAUCCUUUCCCUGAAAUGCGAUUCAGAAUUGUUGCUUGAUCAACACAUAUAUUUCAUCACAAACAUUGCUUCCAAUCUUGGCAGUCUGAAUGGAUCUAGUUAUUUUAGUUGCGUGAACCAAACUUUGUAAGCUAGAUGAUACCUGCGCAUUGCUGUGGGAAUUGCUUGCAAUUAUUUUAAUGAGAUUUGGUUCUAUAAUACACUAGUAUUUCGAUUAAUAAUAUAAAAAUUGAAACAAAAACACAUACAAUUAUUGUAUAGUUGUAGAAUAUUUAUUGAAUAUAAGUAGCAUGCAUGGUGCAUGUUACGGUGGUUCUUUUCCCAUGCAUGGUGGCAUGUUAAGUUGGCAUGGUUGCAUGUUGAGAUGAUUAGAGAUAGUGGGGAUAAACUAUUUAGAUAUGUAGGAUUCUCUUUACGCACCAUUUUUAAGAAAUCAUUCCAGGAGUACACUUUCAUCCCAAUCUGCUCGGCAUCUUUGAUUUGUUCAUUAGUUGCCGAGGUGAAUGCCACCAAUGCUGCAAACAUGUUUUGGAGAACAAAAUUUUAGACUAUCUAAUCCUUCCUGGAAUAACAGAGAGACCCUAACCACUUUACCAUUUCCUUACCUUUUAGCCUAGUCGCAGAUGUGCAAUUUGGGGACAGUAUCUGCAAAUAAGAAAUAUUCACUAUGAGAUCUAGAUUCAGACGUGAUCUUAAAGGUGCUUAAUUUAGGUAAUAGAUUUGGCUGUACUUCUUUUAUUUUCUUGUCUUGUAUGAAGACAACAUCAAUCUCAGCAUGGUCAAUAAUGUAAUCAACAGCUCCAGCACCUGAAAUCUCAAGGAAAUAUUAUUAAUGCUAAUAGAGAAAUAAUAUACCUUUUCUGAUAAAAAAACAUUGUUUCAAAUGUUUGCAUUGGUUGAUCUGUAACAUUUUAUUUUUGAGCGCAUCUGAAACACUUUGUGACGAGGGUCUAUUAUUUAUCAGUUUCCUGCUUACCUAAAGUAUCGUACAGUGGGACACAUAUUAUGCUGUAACCAUUGCAAGCCUGCAAAAUUAAUUGCGGGAUUAGCAUCGAUUAUCCUAAUCAAAGGAGAUUCAGGGUAUUAUCAUUCAGAUGGGGUACCUGCAUUGCUACCACCCAUUGAGGGCAGUUGGAUCCAUAAAUUCCAACCCUGGAACCCUGACAUAAAUCAAUCAUGGGAGCAUCAACAUCUCUAAUUAAUGUAAUAAAGCUCUUCAAAAUAUGAAGAUGCCAAUUUAUAUAGCUGGAGCGAAAAAGUUGACUUAAAAGUUUUCGUUCUUACUGGUUGCACCCCCAGCUGCUGCAGCGCAGAUCCAAUUUGCAGGACUUCCUCAUAGACCUCCUUGUAUGAUUUCCAUAAGUAGGGCCCUGGCUACAAAGAUGAAAAUGGGGGGAUGUUGUUCUCAUCAAGAACAAAUUAAGCAAAAAUAGGCAUAUAGCUGAUUGCAUAAGCUUCACUGUCCUAGGGGUUAGUUUUUAUAUGCGCAUACCACUCCGUCUUUAAAUGGACGCCAUCCAAGCAUCCGGUUGUCUGGAUACUUGCCUGCUGCCGUUCUGCAAGGGAUGUAAGCAAAAGAGAUCAAAACAAAGACCACGAAAAAGACCAAAACUAAGCGUUACAUGUCCUCAUGCUAAAAGGCCGAAACAUGACAUAUGCAUGUGUUUCUCUGGGGGAAAACACAUGCCUGUCCUUACAUGUGAAUCCAAAAGUUGGUUUUUGGUAAAACAGAUAUGUGGCUGUCCCCAGUACCAUCUUUGAACAGCCACGCACAUGCAGAUCAGUGUUUUUCUGUUGUUGGUAAAGAAAAAACCACAUGCAGAGUACUGUUUUUUUUUGUCCUUGAGGAAAAAUCACAUGCAUGGAGGUGACACACAAGGAGAUGAAUCUGUCUGACAUGGAAGCAGAGGUCGGAUUUCUUUCUUUAGUGAACACUACUAGUUAUUGUUACCAGUUAGUUCUCUUUGUCUUUGUAGUACAGUAUAACAUAGGCACGUAGCCCAGGGGAAAAAACCCGGAGUAAAGUACAAGACUGAAAGUGAAAGCUACCAUCUAACUACAAUUUUAGUACUAGGAGAAAAGCAAGACAGGGAUGGAUGGACUUUGCUGUUGCUUGUGUUUACCUGAACACAUCCCAUGAGGUCCUCAUGUCAGGAUCAAGCGGCGGGAACCCAUCCUUGGCCAGUAUGUUCCGGAACACCGGCCCCACCGCCGGCCGGCCGUCCUUCCCGGGCUUCCCAUCCUCCACCUUGAUCGUGAAAACCUGCUUCUUUGCCCCCUCCAUCCUCCAAGCUGCGUGCCAGAGAUGAAAGUUUGCAACGAAUUCUGUCAGGACUCUACCACACUCUCUGUUGCCAAACUAGAGGGUGGAGUAUAACUAUCUGAACCCUGCAGUCCAAGAACAAGAAAGGAAAACUGGAGCUGGUAGUUCCUUAUCUGCCAAGAAAGGGAGGAGAAGAAGAAGAACUAUAGUUGGACAAUGAGGGGUGCGACUCGACGGUGUUUCAGACUUUUUUGCACAUCUCGUGACUAGAAAAUGCGAUCCUUGUGUUUCUUUCUCUGUCUUCAGAAUAAAUGAGGAGAGCUGUCACCGACUCUGUAUUUUCUAUAUAUAUCUUUUCUGAAAGUGGACUCUUCAGUUUUCAAGAUCUGUUGUUUCUUUGGGUGCAGUCAGAGAGCAAGACUCGUUCCAGUGGCAAAAAACAACAUUAUCUGGUAACCGUGUUGUUGGGAACAGAAAAGUUCUUGCUUGGUAUGUGUGUAGAGAGAGAGUCAGAGAGAGAGAGAGAGAGAGAUUGCAGGGCAGGAGACAUGGAGUGAACACAAAAGAACUUGAGAGAAAGGGAACAUGGAGAGAGAGGGAAGGCACGGAAGAACUUACAGAAGAAGUGGAGCUUGGAGAAGGCACAAAUGGCUUGGAUCGAGUGGAGAAGAAGCCGGGGAAGCAGUAUCUGGCGCCCCUGCUGAUGCGAAGAGGAGAGAGCUUCCUUGCUAUAUAUGCAGGGGCACGAGGAGAUGGCCAAGCGAGGUUGUGCGCGUCCAAGGAGAAGGACCGCCAGGUGGGGCCAGCCUGGCUAGGCUAAAACCGCUUAGCUCCAGGUUUAGAGAGAUGGAGAGGGAGAGAGAGGUUUAGAGAGAGAGAGAGGGAGGAAGAGAGGGGAGGGAGGGAGAGCCUGGGAAGGAAGGAAUAGCGAUUCCAAGAAUCAAGCGUUGGGUGCUAAGCGCAUGAGCAGCCUCACGCUAAUCUCGCAGGCGAUGUGGCGCCAAACAUGUGGUUAAGGGUCGUUUGGCCCACAUGAUCAGCCAGUCGUAUAGCGGAGAAAUAGUCAUUCGGCAUAAUUGUAUCACCAUCUGUCCCGGAAUUGUUCGUUUCUCUCGAGACUAUCGCGCUGAUCUGUUCCAAACAGUAAAGCUUAUGUUUUCCUUUGCAAGUUUCAGCCGUUGUUUGCUGAUUACACUGCUUGUUAUUCAAGGCGAUGAUGUGGCGCCAUAUGUAUUGUUCAACGGUUGUUGGCCCGCAGGAUCAGUCGUUGCAAUAGCCACUCGGCAUAAUAGUUGUAUCAUGUCGUCUGUCAAGGAACUGUUCUUCUCCCGAUACAACUGCAAUGAUCCAUCCUAAGCAGUAACACUUAUGUUUUGCUUCAAGGUUUAGCCGUUGUUUCUUGAUUAUUAUAUAUAGUACUGUUUAUUCUCUACAGCGGCUGACCCUGGUUAUGAGUUUUACAGAGGUAAAACCCGGGACGGUUGUCCAACCACAACCUAAUCCCUCUUUCGCGAGCCUCGGUUUGCGGACGAACCAGAGGUACUGAGAUCAUGGUGUAUAGAAAGUCAGAAACUGCCAAGAGUCACGCGGAAGGUAGCACAGACAAUAUAGCACUGAUCUUCUCAAUAACAGAGGACAGAGAUGCAGCGACCCACGCACCACCCAUCAGCUUCACUUGGCCCUUUUUAGUUGGAAGAUAGCAACAUUGAUUUCCCUGUGCCUUUCUAUGGAUAAUUAGAUGGCUGUUACCGGUUCCUUUACGGGAGUUUUCUGUCACUCUUUGGGGAAGUUCUCCGUCAGCUGUCAGACUGAUCUUCUUUAUCUGCAUCGCUGUUAUAGAAUUACUAUUACUAUUAUUAACACUUUCUGACGGAUCUUCUGAUUAAUAACAGGACCCCGUUCGAGUAAAGUCUGAACCUACCAAGCUCUACCGAUUGAAUGAGCCAAUCGUACAACAAAAAGAUAUUUUAAGAAAAAACAGCUCAUAAAAAACCUGGUGUCCGCUCACUAGCUCUACUGGUAACCUGACCUUUGGUGCAGCUGGCGAAGUUCGCAUUGGAUGUCCCCAGCCAGGCAGCAGCCGGCUGCUAUCCUAUCCGAGUCCACGUGACUACGAGUACACUGCAGUCGAUGUCAGCUCUGCUGCUCCUUGUCUUUUACCGCCUGCUCAUGCUGUUCUCUGCAGUACAUGGUACGUACUGAAGAAAAUAAACAGAAGGUGCCCAUCCACCCGCAAGGGCAGGCCACGGAGGGGACGAGGGGAAUUCAAUGGAGGAGGCAAAGUGGAGAGGGAGGAAAUGCCAUUGGCACCCGCACUGUAGUUCCACUUGUGCAGUGUAGGUGGUGCAGCUGGAGUUAAUUCCGCAUCCACCUAACUAGGGCAAGCAAGCAAGAGAAAUGCCAUUGGCACCCGCACUGUAGUUCCACUUGUGCAUGCGGCCGGUGCAUCUCCGCUCCUCUCCUCAUCAUGGUCUCUUCCAUUCUCAUCUUGAGCAUAAAAAGGUUCUUCUGGACAUGGCAAGUAGCACCCGGACUCGGAAUUCCACCUGCAUAUCUAGCUUGCUCUUGGGAAUUCUGGAGAUGUGAGAAGCAAACAACUUAGAAAUAGCCCUUUUAGAGCACAUUUUCCCCCCAGAUCAUUUCUUCACAAAAUCUUGCGCGCGGGAGCAUGUAAGCCUGAGCUCUGUUUUGAAUAUGAGGAUGCUGAUAUUACUAUUUUGAGAGAGAAAAAAAUCUCGGUUGUGCCAGUUAGCUCAUAUGUUGCUCUUUGCGGAUACACAAUCGAUCCCCACUAGGAAAGCGAUGGCCUCGCUCAUCAUGCUCGUCGCUUGGACAAUUUGGAGCGAAAGGAAUGCAUGCGUGCUCCGUCAGAAGAGUGCGUCGCCGGCGGUCCUCCUCGCCAAUAUCAAGGAGGCCAAGCCAUGGGUAACCGUGGGUGCUAGAAAUUGGGUCAUUUGAUGCCGCGAGAGUAGUGAGUCAUUGUUAUUCGGGGCGUUGCGGAACUAUCCGUGUUGUAACACAAACUAAACUCUAUUCCUCUUCUUAAUCAAUGAAUGGGGCAAUUUUUUUGCCUCUUGUUCAAAAAGAAAAAAACAAUCUCGUAAUGGUUUUGCACUCA
Molecule: messenger RNA, 8757 nt
Organism: Triticum aestivum (bread wheat)
Lineage: Eukaryota; Viridiplantae; Streptophyta; Magnoliopsida; Poales; Poaceae
Product: pentatricopeptide repeat-containing protein At3g48810
Exons: 8
Coding region: 71-1984 (637 amino acids)
Molecular function (GO): mRNA binding; protein binding
Source: RefSeq, a predicted model, not a curated record